Messenger RNA from Rotaria sordida, 3126 nucleotides. Lineage: Eukaryota; Metazoa; Rotifera; Eurotatoria; Philodinida; Philodinidae. The record is from the annotation of a GenBank genome assembly.
AUGGAAACAAGAACGUCACGUGUACAUUCAUCUUCAUCAUCAUUGUCACGUUCUCGUUCACCAAUAUCAAAUAGUGAAAAACGUAGUGUUUCAACAUCACCAAGACGAGGACCAUCAACACCAGUUAAAUCUUUAAUAGAAAGAAAUGAUAAUAAUAAUGAACAAGAUCCAAAUGAUCGUGAACUUUUAUCAUUCGAUGAUGAUUCUAAAGUAAUAGUUGAUGAGAGGUCAUCACCAAUAAUGUCAGAUAUUGAUCAAAGUCAUCAAAAAAAGCGAUCACGUCAUCGACAUCACCAUCAUCAUCAUCAUCGUAAACAUUCGAAAUCAAAUAAGCGUUCAGCAACACAACAUCAUCGACAUUCAGUUAAAAGAAGUAAAAAAGAAACAGUAUCAACCGUACAUCGGAAUAAAUCGAAUGAUGAAAAUGUUAUUAGUUCACCAGAAAAAAAUACAAGUGAAAGCCAACCAUCCCAAUCAGAACAAGAAAUCUCAUCAUCAAAUGAUGAAUCAAAUGAUGAAGAAGGAAUUGUUGAAGGUGAUAGUACACCGAAUGAACGUCAUAGUCGUCAUCAUCGUAAAAAACAUCGUUCAUCAUCAAAUAAUGAAAAAAAUAGUCAAAGUCCUCAAUCAUCAUCGUUUCCUAUACCUAAAAAUAAUAAAGGUACACAAUUAAUAGUCAAUUAUUUACCAGCAUCAUUACGUGAAUCUGAUUUUUAUCAAUUAUUUGCUCGUAUUGCACCAAUUAAAUUAUGUAAAUUAAUAACUGAUCGUUAUACAGGUCAAUCAUAUUGUUAUGGUUUUAUUGAAUAUCAUACAAAAGAAGAUGCUACAAAAGCUAUUGAAAAAUAUAAUGGAUAUAGAGUUGAACAUAAAAAAUUAAAAGUUUCAUAUGCUCAACCAAAAUCAAAUAAUAAUUAUGAUUUAGAUAAUGUUCAACAUAUGAAUUUAUCAUCAUCAUCAUCAAUACAAAAAAAUCCUAAUAUAUAUAUAACUGAUUUACCAGAUGAUUUUGAUGAAAAAAUGUUAGAACGUCUUUUUUCAAAAUAUGGUGAAAUUGUUCAAACGAAAGUUUUACGUGAUCCGCGUACAAGAAUAUCACGUGGUGUUGCAUUUGUUCUUAUGACAUCAACACGUUAUGCUGAACGAGCUGUUAAAGCACUUGAUGGUUAUGUACCAUCAGGUUCGCAUACACCGAUAUCUGUUAAAUAUGCUGAUCUCAAAAAAACCGUAGCAGCAGCUGCAGGAAAUAAUGGUAACAUGAGUUCAUCAUCUCGUUUAUCAAGUUCAUCAUCAAUGACACCAACUAUUGGAUCAUAUGGAUAUCCACCUGGAUUACCACCAUUGAGUAUGAUUGAUCCAUAUUAUGCAGCAGCUCUUCAUCAUCAUCAUCGAGCAGCAAUAAACAUGAGAGAUUUAAGCCCAUCACCGCCACCACCACCACCACCACCACCUCUACAAUCAUAUUAUAGUAGUGGAUCUAAUCGUUCUUCUCGAAUGCGUGGUUCAUCACCAAAUUUACCACGUUCAUAUUCAUCAUCAUCAUCAAAACAUAAUUCAAAUAUUCUAACAACACCAAGUAAUCUUAAUACAUCAUCAACACUUGCUGCUGCUUAUGAUCUUAUAGCUAAAGGUUGUCAACAAGCUAUUGAUCCAAAUGGUUUUGUAAUAUAUGCAUUUGGUUUACCACAUGAUUGUGAUGAAAAUGAUUUAGAAGAAUUAUUUCGCCGUUAUGGUGAAGUUUAUCGUGUAUAUAUUGUAAGAAAUUAUACAACAGGUGAAUCAAAAGGAUAUUCAUUUAUAACAAUGCGUUAUUAUGAUGACGCAUGUCAUGCUGUUGAUCGUCUUGAUGGUACAACAUUUCAAGGUAGAACAAUUCAAAUCUAUGUAGCAAAUACUUGUUUAUUUGAUUUUCGUAAAAUAUUUGUUACCGGUAAUAAUAAUAGUAGUACGACAUUAACAAAUUUCAAUAAUAUUGCUGCAACAGCUAGUACAAUAUCACAAUUAUUAAAUGGAUUCGAACAUGAUGAUUCGAAUAGUUCAGCAUCUGCUGGUGCUAUUGACGAUGUUUCAAGUAUAAUGAGAAAUCCUUGGGAUCCAUUCCAUUGCGCUGACUGGGAUAUGCAACAACCAAGUGCGACUUGUUUAGCACGAAUUAAACGUGAUAUAUGGAGCGUAUUUAAAGAUCCUCCACCAGGUAUGUUUAUUGCACCGGAUCCUGAUAAUAUCACUAAAAUUCAUGCUUUGAUUGUUGGUCCAUUCGAUACACCAUACGAAGGUGGAUUUUUUUAUUUUCUCAUUCGUUGUCCACCUGAUUAUCCUAUCCGAGCACCUCGUUGUCGUUUAAUGACUACCGGAAAUAAUACAGUUCGUUUCAAUCCAAAUCUUUAUCGUAAUGGUAAAGUUUGUUUAUCUAUUCUUGGUACAUGGAGUGGUCCAUCAUGGUCUCCAGCUCAAUGUAUAUCAUCAUUACUUAUUUCUAUUCAAUCACUAAUGUCGGAAAAACCAUAUCAUAAUGAACCCGGUUUUGAACAUGAACGUACAUCAGGUGAUUCAAAAACAUAUAAUGAAAUAAUAAAACAUGAAACAUUACGUGUUGCUGUAUGUGAAAUGCUUGAAAAUGAAAAUUCAUGUCCACAACAAUUACGAGAAGUAAUGAUCAAACAAUUUUUUGAUUUCUAUGAUUAUUAUGUUGAAGUAUGUACAGAAAAUUCAAAUAAAGAUGGACAACAAAUGAUGGAUCCAUUUGGUGAUCGUCGUGGUCUAUUUGAAUAUGGAUCAAUAUUACAACGUUUAAAAAAAUUAAAAGCAAGAUUUGAAUUAUUACAAAGCACAAAUAAUAAUAAUGCAUGUUCAUCACGUUCAUCAUCAAUAUCAAAACAUCAACAUAUUGAUGCACGUACUCGUGAAAUAAUGAAUGAUGCUGCGGCACUUGAUCCAAAUCCAACAUCAAAUGAUCCUACAAAUCUUGAUGAUAUAUUUGAUCAUGAAGAUGAUGAACCAGAUUCAUCAAUGGAUGACGAUGAUGAUGAUGAUGAUAAUAAUAAUCAUGAACAACAAUUAAAAGAUUCUGAGUCAAUACCAACUAUUCAAAAUGCUGAACAGUCGAAAGAAAAAAGUUCAACAUGA